AUGGCCGAGGUAAGACACAUCGAUGCAGAGAAAUUGACAGCGUCGGAGCGAACACGCCUUGCCUCUGCUGUCCACCGCAAACCCCGAUUCCUCAUUAUUGGUGCAGGCCGGCGUGGAACCGCCUAUGCGUCUGCUGUGGGACGAGAGAAACUACCAGCUAUCAUCGCUGCAGUUGCUGAUCCUAUCCGGUCAAAACGGACUUCGUUUGGGAAGAAAUAUAUUUGGAAGGACGAGGCACCACGGGAGGACCAAGAUUUCGAUUCGUGGCAGCAGUUUCUCAAAUACGAGAGGAGCCGACGAGAAGCUGAAGCUACCGGUGAGAAGGUAUAUGCUGGGGUUGACGGGAUCAUCCUUUGCACCCAGGACCAGACACACAAGGAGAUCCUGCAGGCGUUUGGUCCCUUGAGAUUGCACGUACUAUGUGAGAAGCCGAUUGCAACCACUCUUCGGGACUGCGAGGAUAUAUAUAUCAGCCUCGGCGGGGCUAAGAGUCCAGAGAAGAUCUUCUCGACCGGUCAUGUCCUACGAUACAGCCCGCAUAAUAUGCUUUUGAGGAAGCUCCUGCUGGAAGAUAGGGCGAUUGGGGAGCUCGUUUCGGUCGAGCAUACAGAGCCGGUCGGUUGGUUCCAUUUCUCACACUCUUAUGUACGAGGAAAUUGGCGCAAGGAGUCCACUUCCGCCCCAUCACUUCUUUGCAAGUCUUGUCAUGAUAUCGAUUUCAUAUUGUGGCUACUAUGCUACAAGACGGAUUUCGGCGAGCCGGUGCAUAUGCCUAGCCUGGUAUCAUCAAUGGGCAACCUAUCACUUUUCACCAAGCGUAGAAAACCGAAGGCAGCUGGAAAUGCUACUAAUUGCUUCUCAUGCUCUCACGAACAGAACUGCGACUGGAGUGCCAAAAAGAUGUAUGUCGAGAAGCUCUAUGACAAAGGAGACAGAGAUUUCCCGGUCGUUGUCGUCGUCCCGGAUAUUGAGGAAAUCAUUGCCAAAGAUGGGACGGAGCAUGGGCGUGCGGUACUGACUCAAGCUCUUUCUUCAGACUACAACGCCUCUACACCAACAGCCACGAUCGAGUCCAAGCAAUGGUAUGGUCGUUGCGUGUGGGAGUCCGACAACGAUGUACUUGAUGAUCAGAUUGUUACCCUGACCUGGGAUGAUGACUCUCGCUCUGUCAGUGGUAAGGAAUUUCCCGACCGCGGUCCCAAGACCGCAGUCUUCCACAUGGUCGCUUUUACAGAAGCACAGUGUGAGCGGCGAGGUAAGAUCUCGGGAACCCAUGGAGAAAUACAGUACAAUAGCAAGGAGAUUCGAGUCUACAAAUUCGACAAAUUCCUAAAACCAGAAGAGGUGAAGAUUUUCACACCUCCAAAGGCUGCGGGCGGUCAUGGCGGUGGUGAUGGUGGUCUGAUGAACGGUUUCUCAAAGGCCGUGGAGGCUUCCAUCAACGGUGAACUCAGCGUAGAGGAGGCGCAAGCAAAAUAUGUUGGCUGCACUUUAAAGGAGGCAUUUAUGAGCCAUGCUAUGGUCUUUGCUGCUGAAGAAGCUCGACUUGAGAGGAAAAUUGUUGAUUGGCAGGAUUGGUGGGCGAAGCUGGAGCAACGGCUCCUUUCCUAG
Messenger RNA from Lachnellula hyalina, 1611 nucleotides. Its product is annotated as putative oxidoreductase. NCBI's taxonomy places the organism in Eukaryota, Fungi, Ascomycota, Leotiomycetes, Helotiales, Lachnaceae. The record is from RefSeq and is a predicted model, not a curated record. Gene Ontology annotation, molecular function: nucleotide binding. The transcript has a single exon. The coding region runs from base 1 to 1611 and encodes 536 amino acids.